Messenger RNA from Emiliania huxleyi CCMP1516, 522 nucleotides. RefSeq lists its product as hypothetical. Lineage: Eukaryota; Haptophyta; Isochrysidales; Noelaerhabdaceae. The record is from RefSeq and is a predicted model, not a curated record. The annotation marks the transcript as partial. The transcript has 2 exons.
AUGGACGACCGAGCGGAGACGCAACGAAUCGAGGAGCGGUUCCCGCAGGGAACCGACGAGUGGCUCGCGAGACCUCGGCUGUCGACGACCUUCGCGAGGAACGAUCACGCCGGUGGCAAUACUGCAGCCGCUGUCCGCGCCGGUCGGCGACGUGGUGAUGUACACCGGGCCGUUGCAGCCGAUGGGAGUUCGGCCGGCAAAGGCGCGCUCACACAAGAUGAGCGCAGAGGCGACGUCGGGCCGACGCGAGCAAACAAGACGAGGCGGAUGGAUCGGCGCCUCACUCACUGGCAGUGCAUCUACUGCCGGCGCGAGACGCGGAACGAUGCACGGGCGACGAGGUGCUGGAACUGCGAUGGCGAGAAGGAGCAGCUGCGUGACGCGGACAGUGAGGGGCGCGAGGCGGCGCGCCGCGGGCAACGUGCGAAGGAGUACGCUGGCAGAUCGCUGAACGCGCUCGGCGCUGGCACGUCGCUGGUGCCGCGAGCCGCGCAGGGAGUGUUCGAGCGGGCGCGGUUGGAA